AUGCAAGACCACAACAAAAAAAACAAUAACAAGAAAAUCACCACCAACAAUCCCAACCCAACCACCACAACCGCCACCGCCCAAGCCUGCGCCGCCUGCAAAUACCGCCGCCGGAAGUGCGCCCCCGACUGCAUCCUCGCCCCAUACUUCCCCCACGACCGCCAGCCGCAGUUCCUCAACGCCCACCGCCUAUACGGCGUAAGCAAUAUCGUCAAAAUCGUUCGCCAGCUGGGCCCCGCCGAUCGAGACGCCGCCAUGUGGACAAUCGCCUUCGAAUCUGACGCCCGAGCCGCGGACCCUGCCGGUGGGCUCUACCGAGUCGUGCGCGACCUCGAGCGCAGGAUAGUCCUCGCCAGGGCCGAGCUCGAGGCCGUCCUCCGCCACCUCGCCGCCUGCCGGGCGGCGGCAGCAGGUGGGGUCGACGUGGAUUCGUGGGGAUGUGCCGAAUCCACUUCGUCGUCGUUUUUUCAAAAUCAAUACCAAUUGUGUGCUAAUGAUGAUGUGAUUAUUAGGCCAAUUCCUGAUGAUCAUUUUGAUUGUGAGGAUGGGUUUAGAGAAGAGGGGUUCAAAUUUGAUUCACAUGGAAAUAUUACACCAAGCAACAAUGGUGGUUUUACAGAGAGAGCUGCAUUCAAGCAAGAUGAUGAAUGCUUGUCGUACAUUCAAGACGACGAGGAUUUGAAGGCAGCUGCGGCAGUGUUGAAUGGUCUCACAAACUAAGGAAAAUGUUUGGUGACCAAUUUUUGUACAUAAGUUGAUCAAGUAUGUACAUAAACAUUGCAGGGAUUUUUCACAUAGGAUUGACAGUGAAUGUGAUGGUGAAUACUCUUCUUUUUUCAUUUUUUCUUGGUUCUUCAAACAUG
This is a messenger RNA of Striga asiatica, 863 nucleotides long. NCBI's taxonomy places the organism in Eukaryota, Viridiplantae, Streptophyta, Magnoliopsida, Lamiales, Orobanchaceae. The record is from the annotation of a GenBank genome assembly.